This is a messenger RNA of Saccostrea echinata, 441 nucleotides long. RefSeq lists its product as uncharacterized. Gene Ontology annotation, biological process: box C/D snoRNP assembly. The record is from RefSeq and is a predicted model, not a curated record. The transcript is spliced from 3 exons. Gene Ontology annotation, molecular function: RNA binding. Gene Ontology annotation, cellular component: nucleus. Bases 1 to 441 code for a protein of 146 amino acids. Lineage: Eukaryota; Metazoa; Mollusca; Bivalvia; Ostreida; Ostreidae.
AUGACAAUUAUAGGAAGUAGAAGAGCCUGUCUGGUGAAUAAAAGAUCACGGAAACAAACGAGACAGAGAAGAAAUGGCCAAGAUAAUGACGGCAGUAGUCAGCCCAAAGUCCGCAAAUCUACCCUACUGGAAAAGCUACUGGCACCAGACAUAAGAAGGGAGAGGAAUCUGAUUCUGCAGUGUGUGUAUCAUAUAGUAAAAGAAAACUUCUUUGGAAUCAGGAGUCAAAAAGAGGGAAAUUCUCAAAAGUCAAAAACCACAUCUAAUGACAAAACUGAUAAUCUCUCAAUUGAAAACUGUGGAACUGACAGUGAUAAUAAUAUGGUGAAAGAUUGUAAAACAGAAUCGUUCACUGAAAUUCCUGCAGAAAGAACUGAUGAGCAACUAAAUUUUACCAGAAAUCAAGACAAUGAGUGCAUUAUUGAUUAUGUCUGGGAAUAA